Molecule: messenger RNA, 1828 nt
Organism: Ictalurus punctatus (channel catfish)
Lineage: Eukaryota; Metazoa; Chordata; Actinopteri; Siluriformes; Ictaluridae
Gene: crygmx
Product: crystallin, gamma MX
Exons: 7
Coding region: 750-1364 (204 amino acids)
Biological process (GO): lens development in camera-type eye; visual perception
Molecular function (GO): structural constituent of eye lens
Source: RefSeq, a predicted model, not a curated record
AAAUUAUCAGAACUUAUUUCACAGUGGUCGCUGUUUCACUGGAACUGUCUCCAAAUAAUGACCCAGCUACAGACUGGGGUCACUGGAUGUCCCAAAAGAAGGCCACUUUCAUAGGUCAUUACUACAUCCUGGGCCAUAGGGAGUCCCCUGAUUUUUACCACUGAAUGGGCUUCAACAAUUGCAUCAGAUCUUGUCAGAUGUUCCUCCCACUUCUAUACAACACUACAGAGGAGGAUACAGUACUGUACAAGGCCAUUAGUACUUCCUGAGGCCUGGAGAGUACAGAGACUAUGAAGACUGAGGCUGCUUCAACCCCAUGAUUAACUACUUUAGGAGAAUCAGAGGAGGCUUCAUAUAAGCUGACCUUGUGGAAUUAGCACAUCAUUAAUGGCUGGCUUUAAAAACAUGCUUUUUUUUCAUUGAAAACUGAAACAGUACAGAAUUCUGCUAUUUCGGAAGCCCAUUGAAGCACUGCAAAUUCUAUAAGGAUAUUCAAAAAUAUGUACAAGCUAACCUGGAGAAACAUGUCAAACACAAACACAGAUGACCAUAACCAGACCCAGCUCAUGUCUGAAACUCACUAUUGACAAAAGUCAGAGUCUGCAACUUUUAUUGUCCACUCAAAAAUGCAGUAGUUCAGUCUUUUACAUGACAUAAAAGAGCUUUGAAAAAGACAAUGAAGGCAGACAACCCACCAGACUUGUAAAUGGUAUGCAGUCUACAGAACUCUGCUGACAUGGCAGAGCUUAAUGAGCCACACACAAAGCCAUGCACCAUGGCCAGUCUAUAAAGAGGUCCUGACCUGUAACUGGCCAGCUGCUCUGAAUACACGCACUAUGGCCAAGAUUACCUUCUUUGAGGAAAAGAACUUCGAGGGCCGUCACUAUGAGUGCAGUAGUGACAGUGCUGAGUUGCAGGCCCACUUCACCCGCUGUAACUCCAUCCGCAUAGAGAGCGGCUGCUGGAUGGCUUAUGAGAAACCAAACUAUUCUGGCUACCAGUACAUGCUGCACAAGGGAGAAUAUCCUGACUACCAUCACUGGGGAGGUUUUAACGAUCGUAUCCAUUCCUGCCGCAUGGUACCUUCUUAUCAAGGAAACUAUAAGGUGAAGAUCUUUGAGCGCUCUGAUUUUGGAGGCCAGGCCAUGGAGCUGACUGAGGAUUGCCCAGAUCUACGCACAUGCUUCCACAACGGUGACAUCUUCUCUGCCAAUGUCUUGGAAGGUUACUGGAUCUUUCACGAGCACCCCAACUACAGUGGGCAGCAAUACUUCCUGCACCCAGGGGAGUACAGGAGGUUUAGUGAGUGGGGCAGUUCCAGUCCUGCUACGGGCUCCUUGAAACGGAUCAUCGAGCUCAAAUGAAAAGAUUUUCUGCUUAACAUACCAAAUUAAUCAUACCUGCUUGUCAUUUGCUUCCAGCAUGAUCCAAUCUUCACAGUAGACUAUGGUGUGACUGCAGAAUCACUAGGUAGCAUGAAUUUCUGUUGGUUUUUUUUGGCCUCCAUUUGAGAUUUACAUUAGCUAAAAGAAAUGUAUGCAUUCCUGUAUGUAUUGACAAAUCAUAUGCUUAUCUAGCACCUGAACCUUUAAUGCUAAAAGUGAGAGUAAAUUGAAAUUAAAUUACUUUUAUACGUUCAACUUACAUAAAUUCAUUAUGGUGUUUAAUACUAACACCAAAAGUUUCCUCAUUCCAUUUGCUGGAUACAAAAUGGUAUACAGUAUCAAAGCAUAUGUUAUGUAGUGUCCAUUGUUUUAUAUGUCCAUGCAGAUUGACAUUAGCGUGACAUUAGCACAGCUGAAUGAUAAAGGAAUAAUAUCAAGAAACA